AUGAAAGUACCAUCCCUGGAUGGUCAGCCAAGCCACUCACCGGAAGCCCUUGCGGCGCCAGGGGACCAUAGUGCCCUGGGAGAGAGUAAUCACCACUCGGCCUGGCUGUUCGUACUCAACGCGGAACUGGGUGUCGACUUCAACAGGAGUGCCGUCUUCAAACUCAACGAUGGGUCGGACGCUUGGGUCUGGCUUCAGAGCACUGCAUUCCAAACGCACUGUCUGCCCAGGCCUUACUCGCUGCUCGCUGGGGCUGAAACGCACGCCUGA
Molecule: messenger RNA, 270 nt
Organism: Dibothriocephalus latus
Lineage: Eukaryota; Metazoa; Platyhelminthes; Cestoda; Diphyllobothriidea; Diphyllobothriidae
Source: the annotation of a GenBank genome assembly